Xenia sp. Carnegie-2017 is the source of this 1802-nucleotide messenger RNA. RefSeq lists its product as uncharacterized. NCBI's taxonomy places the organism in Eukaryota, Metazoa, Cnidaria, Anthozoa, Malacalcyonacea, Xeniidae. The record is from RefSeq and is a predicted model, not a curated record. The coding region runs from base 49 to 1608 and encodes 519 amino acids. The transcript is spliced from 3 exons.
UAAUGCGGUAAAACGUUGAAUAAAACAUUUCAUUUUAUUUCUCAAAAAAUGUCUUUUGACCUAAUUUUAAGCUCCCUGUUUUAUCGUGGAAAAGAAUGGUUUGUAUUCGACGAUAUUCUGAGAUGUUUACCAAAGGAAAAAGUCUGUCUGGUGACCCAACAGUCGAAGAAGGAUAUGCUACAUUUUACAUAUCGUUUUGGAGUUGCCUCUGAUUGGCUUUUUGAUAAAAGUAUACUUUUUGAACGUCAUUUUUUCAACUCAAACCGCAUGGGACGUAUCGUAUUCACCAAUUUGUUAAUAAACGCGGACCGUGUACAAGACCUUCUUCAAAAAUAUUUUGAUAGUGCAUUCCGUUUAAGCGUUGAACGGUUUCAUCUCAAAGAGACGUCCCUGGACUCGGAGUGGUUCGAAUGGAAUUGGAAGCCCAUGCAAAAAGUUCGGUCUCCAUUGAUCAAGCGAAAGCUAACUACGUUGGAAUGUCCCGAGCCAUCAACAUCUCUUGAGAAAAGAACAAGGAAAACGAAAAGCAAAAAUAUAGAAUCAAAUGAAAUGGAUGACAAUAGUCAACUGGAAUCAAAUUCUAAUAAGAAAAGAAGGAACUCUACCGAUCUUGAUGUAAGUGUAGCUAAAGAAGCCAAACUGUGUGUAUCUAGGUGCUCUGAACAAGGUGAUGAAAACCUGCAGAUUUUAAAUGAUCAAUUGUCAACAGAUGGUACAUCUAAUCAAUCAACAGUGGCUAUGAACAAGCUAUCUGCAAAGAAAUCAUCGACAGCAUCAAGUUAUCUCAAAGAUGAUGAUCUCCAUUCAACAGCCAUUGAAGAUAAAAGUGCUGAAACUUUACAGCUCUCUCACAACUUUAAUCAACAAGAUCAUGAGAAUGUGAACGGUGGCAAUGAAAAUGCAUACAAUAUGAAUGUAGAACUGGCUGAUGAUGAUGGCGAACUUAGAAAUGUUCAAAAAAUCAGUAGUAUAUCAGGUGAUAAUAUGAGUAUUGUUGAUGUUUUUGAAAAAACUGAUGAAUGUAAUGAUUUUGCUGAAAAAAACAUGCAAGAAAAUGAAGAUUUACCAGCAUCUCCUAAUUUUUCAAUGAUUGAAAAUAAAGAACUUUGUGCUGAAGAAUCAAAAACAAAGCAAAAAAGAAGUCUUGAUAAUUCAAUUAAAAAUGAUUUUGAUGCCAAUUCUAAUCCACAACAUCUUACAUCAUCCACAGUUUGUUUGUGUUCUGUUAAAGAAGAUUCCAAAGAAGAAAUUUACAAUGAAGCAGACACAAAAACAUUUCAAUUUUUGGAAGGUCUGAAAGCUACUGGAUUUGUGCCUAUUGUUAAACAGUUAUUGGAAAAUUUUGAAGGGGAUACAAAACUAUCUCAGAUAGAAACAAAACUGAACAAUGUUGAAACACAAUUAACCAACAAAAAAAGGUCGAUCAAAUUAACUGAGAAGAGAAUCCAAAAGAAAGCAAAAGAAUUAGAGAAACUGUUUGAAACUAUUGGAUGUAUAAAAAAAGAAUAUCAAAUGCUUAAGAGCGCACAAAGUUCUUUACAAAAGGAGAAAGAAACUAUUGAAAUACAGGUUAAAAAGUGCUUAGAAAUUUUAAAUUCUUCAGAGUAAAUGGUAAUGUGGAAGCUUAGUUGGUUUAUAUAAAAGCAAGAGCCAUAUAAUUACUGUUUUAAUGUUGGCUACCUGUAUUACUAUUAUAUCUAUAGAUUUUUAGUUUUAUAUGCGUUUUAUAUGUGUAUGUGGAUGGCAAAACGAAACGUCAUGUUUGUCUUUAGUAACUUGAAAAAAAUCAUUUAUUUCAUUCA